UUUGUUUUGCAGUUGGACAGAUGAAGCUAGUGACUUCGGAUAUCUUGCAUCAAUUAGAUAUUUUAAGUGCUAAGGACGUUGCAGAAGAAGGAGAAUCAGUGAUCCUUAAAUGUCGAGUUCAAGAAAUGGGAAAACACAACGACAUCUCGGUGAAUUUAUAUAAAAAUGGGGAGAAAGUGCAAAUCAAGCCGAGUGCUGAAGAGAUGGGCCUUGUCACCUUCAAGCUGGAGAACAUCAGACAAGAGCAGACGGGGAACUACAUCUGCCUUUAUGAAGAGAAGACAACAGAAAAUAUGACACACAUCAAGGAAAAGAACUUCUUGAGCUUGACAGUCAAACCGUCUGUGCUCACUUUACAAGCUGAGAAAAAGAAGUCUGUCCAAGGGGGUCUGGACGUGAUCUUUAAAUGUUUUUUCCCAAAAGGGAAAAAAGCACAAAAUCCACCAAAUGCUUUUCAUCUUUAUGAAAAUGGAAUAAAGAUCAUGUCAAAGUCUGUGGGGAACAAACUGGGAGCGGAGUUUACGGUAAAGAACGUCAAUGAGACCAGCGAUGCAACUUACAUCUGUAAGUACAGAGAACAGGGAGGCUUUACUAUCCAGAGUCAACAGUAUGGCCUUCAAGACAGAGCUUCAGAUCAAAAAACGGAGGGAAAUUCAUCUGAGGGAGCUAAUAAUAUGAUUUUGUACUCCAUCCUGGAACACAAGAAAACCAGCACAAAGAUGCCAACGGAUGUCGACAAGGUGGUUUAUGCCAAACUUGGCCCCCAAAUCAAAACACAGAACUCUCCAGUCGACCCAGAAAAUGCUGAGUCAGCAUGA
Molecule: messenger RNA, 818 nt
Organism: Erpetoichthys calabaricus (reedfish)
Lineage: Eukaryota; Metazoa; Chordata; Cladistia; Polypteriformes; Polypteridae
Exons: 5
Coding region: 21-818 (265 amino acids)
Source: RefSeq, a predicted model, not a curated record